AUAAAAUAUAAAACUAAAUACUAAAAAAGUAAUUUUAUUAAGUUUUGUGCAUCAUCAUGAAAUGGGCUCUGUACAUAGUGUAGUAUGAUAAAUCCCUCUCUUUCUCUCUGCCCGUUUCACCCCUUUAUAGAAAAAAACCAGUGAAUCAUUCUUCUACUUCUCCAAAAACAGGUUAACAACAACACAUACACAUCUCUCUCUCUCUCUCUCUCUCUCUCUCUCUCUCUUCUUCGUUUUAUAAUCUCCUUCUUCUUCUUUAUUUUCCGCCAUUUCUGUUAUAUUUCCUUUCUUUUUUUAGGUUGCCGAGAAAACGCAGGAAAAUAAUUCUGCAGAACUCGGUGACCCAUUCUCCCUCUAAAAUUCUUUUUUUUUCAGUUUUUCGACGAUCUUUAUUGGUUAAUUACUAAUGGCGGAGGAACAUCCAUGUCAGACGCCGGAAGGCCACCGUCUCUGCGUUAACAACUGCGGUUUCUUCGGAAGCUCAGCCACCAUGAAUCUCUGCUCCAACUGCUACGGCGACCUCCGCCUCAAGAACCAACAGCAAGCUUCCAUGAAAUCAACCGUCGAAUCCUCCCUCUCCGCCGCAUCUCCUCCGUCGUCCUCACCGGAGAUCGCGCCCGUCCUCCAAAUCCACCCGGCGGAACCGCAGCUCCCGGCGACGGAAAAACAAAUCCCGACGGCGACGGAGGAGCGGCAGCAGCCGCCGCCGCCGCAGCGGCCUAAUCGGUGCACCGCGUGCAGGAAACGGGUCGGGCUGACCGGGUUCGUGUGCCGGUGCGGGACGACUUUCUGUGGGGCCCACAGGUACCCGGAGGUUCACGGGUGCACGUUCGAUUUCAAGACGGCUGGGCGCGAGGAGAUCGCUAAGGCUAACCCGUUGGUCAUAGCCGCGAAGCUCCGGAAGAUAUGAUCUGAGCCGUUGCUUUGCGUUUACCGUGAAAAAGUCCCCCGAUGCUCUCUGUGAAUCUCAGCCGUUCAAGCAUGGUUGUUAUGUUGAAACAUACUUUAUGUUACGGACAUGUGUAGUUACGUAACCAAAGGUUUUCAUUCACCUUUUUGAUUAUUUUCUUUUUCUUCCGGAAGAAUUUUAAGUUUGAUAAUUGUGUGGCUUAUGCUUGUAAAAAAGAAAAAGAUUUUAUUUUGGGGAAAAAAAAAAGAAAAUAUGUAAAAUUGUGUGUCUCGCUUUUUUAAUAUUUAUUAGCAACAA
This is a messenger RNA of Raphanus sativus (radish), 1207 nucleotides long. RefSeq names its product zinc finger A20 and AN1 domain-containing stress-associated protein 4. Gene Ontology annotation, molecular function: DNA binding; zinc ion binding. The coding region runs from base 407 to 910 and encodes 167 amino acids. The transcript has a single exon. The record is from RefSeq and is a predicted model, not a curated record. Lineage: Eukaryota; Viridiplantae; Streptophyta; Magnoliopsida; Brassicales; Brassicaceae.